Messenger RNA from Lachnellula hyalina, 1572 nucleotides. It is a transcript of the gene FUC95A, whose product is annotated as Alpha-L-fucosidase. The record is from RefSeq and is a predicted model, not a curated record. NCBI's taxonomy places the organism in Eukaryota, Fungi, Ascomycota, Leotiomycetes, Helotiales, Lachnaceae. Gene Ontology annotation, biological process: carbohydrate metabolic process. The coding region runs from base 1 to 1572 and encodes 523 amino acids. The transcript is spliced from 3 exons. Gene Ontology annotation, molecular function: alpha-L-fucosidase activity.
AUGACUGAAGCCCUUCGACUAUGGUACAAGGCGCCUGCGUCAAAAUGGCCAGAUGCACUGCCUAUCGGCAACGGAAGAUUAGGAGCCAUGAUAUAUGGCGAGAUACAACAGGAACGAUGGCAACUAAAUGAGGAUUCGGUCUGGUAUGGUUGCGCGACCGAUCGUAAUCCCAAAGAUGCGUUAAAAUAUCUUCCAGAAUUGAGAAGACUACUCAAUGAGGGUCUCCUUAAGCAGGCAGAGGAUCUCGUGGGUAAGGCAUUCAUUGGUAUGCCGGAAUCUCAACGCCACUAUGAGCCCCUUGGCCAUAUCAACCUCACCUUUCUGCAUCUGAAGGAUCAGGUGACGAAUUAUCGCCGCCACUUGGAUUUGAAUGAUGCCGUGGCCGGGGUUUCUUACGAGAUAGACGGGGUGUGCUAUCGUCGAGAGUCCUUGUCUAGUUACCUCGACGGUGUCAUAGCAGCAAAGUUCUCGGCUUCACAUCCUGGCAUGGUGUCGUUCGAUAUGAGACUAUUCCGCGGCCUCGAUACCAAUGUUUAUAUGGACUCUAUCAGAGUUGUUGGUACCACCCUUAUAAUGAAAGGACAGACCGGAGGCAAUGGCGUACAGUUUUGCCUCGUUGCAACAGUGAUAAUAGAAGGAGGGAGUAUCGAGAGUAUCGGGGAGACGAUUGUUGUAAGAGACGCAAAUGAGGCGUCCAUCAUAAUUGCUGCAGAAACCACAUUCCGCCACAACGACCCUGAAGCUACCUGUCUACAACUAGUCGAGAAAGCCAUUCCAAGGGGAUAUGACCAGCUGAGGACUCGUCAUGUAAAGGAUUAUCAAUCCUUAUUCUCCCGCGUUGACUUCCGCCUUGGAAGUGACGAGUCGCAGAAUCUCGCAACAUCACAAUCCACCAGCGAAAGGUUAGCAUUAGUAAAAUCAGGGACUCUCGAUUUGGGUCUCGUUGCUUUGUAUUACCAAUAUGGACGAUAUCUACUAAUCUCCUCGAGUCGGCCGGGGCUCAAAGCACUGCCUGGCACGCUUCAAGGUAUCUGGAACGAGAGUAUGAGCCCUCCAUGGGGCUCCAAAUUCACCAUCAACAUUAACACUGAGAUGAACUAUUGGCUCGCCGAGACAUGCAACUUAUCCGAAUGUCACGAGCCACUGUUCGCUCAUAUGAAACGGCUGCAACAGAAUGGCAAAGUAACGGCACGUAAGAUGUAUGACUGUCGUGGCUGGGUUGCGCACCACAAUACCGACCUCUGGGCAGACUCAGCACCGCAAGAUAGAUGGAUUCCUGCUACACUUUGGCCAAUGGGUGGUGCGUGGCUCUCUACUCAUAUAUGGCAGCAUUAUGAAUUUUCUGGCGACAAGGCUUUCCUGGCAGAGGCAUAUGAUGUCCUGCGCGGUAGCGUGGAAUUCUUCUGCGAUUUCCUGGUGGAAAAGGAUGGCUAUAUGGUCACCAACCCUUCAUUGUCGCCAGAGAAUGUGUACAGGCUCCCGAAUGGGGAAGAAGGUUCCUAUUCGGGGACUUCCUCGCAGCUGCUUCAAUCCUAUGCAAUGAAGAAGACGAGCCCCUCAGGAACCGUGUAA